UGAGGCGCCCCGCCCCUCGGCGGCUCCAGGUGCGGCUGUGGGAGCCGGGCGGGGGAGCGGGACGGGGUCGGCCGGGCGGCGGGGCGCCAUGGCGGAGUCCCAGCUGAGCUGCCUGGACGAGGCGCACGUGAACGAGAGGGUGACCGAGGCGCAGGCCGCCUUCUACUACUGCGAGCGGCGGCGGGCCGCGCUGGAGGCGCUGCUGGGCGGCGGCGAGCAGGCCUACCGCGAGCGGGUCAAGCAGGAGCGGCUGCGGGACUUCCUCCCCGGCCCCGAGCGCCAGGCCCUCCGUGCCGCCUGGAUCCCCUACGAGGACGCCGCGCCCGCCGCCGCCCGCGGCAAGAGCAAGGCCAAGGCCAAGGCCCCGGCGGCCGCCGAGCCCGGCGAGUCCCUGGCCUACUGGCCCGACCGCUCCGACACCGAGGUGCCCCCGCUCGACCUGGGCUGGACGGACACCGGCUACUACCGCGGCGUGAGCCGGGUCACCCUCCUAACCCACCCGCCCAAGGAGGAGAGGGCGCCCCACCUCAAGCAGGUGGUCAGGCAGAUGAUCCAACAGGCCCAGAAGGUCAUUGCUGUAGUCAUGGACCUCUUCACCGAUGGUGAAAUCUUCCAAGACAUUGUGGAAGCUGCCUUUAGGCGCAGGGUCCCAGUGUACAUCAUCUUGGAUGAGGGAGGUGUGACGUGUUUCCUGGAAAUGUGUCAGAGCCUGGAGCUCACUGACUUUCGUAUCCGGAACAUCCGUGUCCGCUCUGUGACAGGCGUUGGCUUCUACAUGCCCAUGGGAAAGGUCAAGGGGACCUUGUCAUCAAAGUUCCUAAUGGUAGAUGGUGAAAAAGUAGCCACUGGGUCUUACAGGUUCACCUGGAGUUCCUCCCAUGUGGACAGGAACCUUCUCCUCCUCCUGACAGGGCAGAAUGUGGAGCCAUUCGACGUGGAGUUCCGGGAGCUGUACGCCAUUUCUGAGGAGGUGAACCUGUGCCAGAAGCUAGGCCUGGGAGGUGCAGGCAACUACUCCUCCACCGUCGCUCGCAAGCUUAUCAACCCCAAAUAUGCCUUGGUGACAGCCAGCCGCCGGCCGCCUGGGGAAAUGAUGCGCUGGGCCGCCCAGCAGCAGCGAGAGGCCCACAGGAACCUGGAGGGGCAGGAGGAAGGGAGCGGAGGCAGCGAGUCAGCCCAGCGUCUAGAGAACUUCCUGAAUGACCUGGUCACGCUGGAGCAGGCACUGCCCCCCGUGGACCCCAUUCCUUCUGGAGAACUGAGACACCGGCAUGGGGACCCCAAGUCCAAACCCCCAGAGACCCUCUCCCGGAACAGUAAGGGAGAAGCUGCCAAUGGAGAGGUCAUCUUGGCCAAGGAGGGCAAGCGCUUCAGCCGGCUGUUUAACCGGGGGUCCAAGAGGGCUGCAACGUCCAAUGGUGUGACCAGCUCCCUCUCCAAUGAGACUUUUGCUGAUGGGCAGUUUGUGGCAGGGAAGAGGCCCAACGAGGGAUCCAGUGCUGAUGUUUCAGGUAAAACCAGCUCCAGUCCUGCCAAGACCAGCAACUGCAUGAUAUCCUGAGCCAAGGGCCAGCGGCGGACAGGUCGUCCAGCCACGCCUGUCCUAUGGAGAACACAAGUCAAAACCUGCACCACUUUGCACACUGGACUCCUACUGACCUCCAUCCUGGCCUCAGGGCCCCGGGAGCCCCACAGGAGGCUCUACGGCAUCUCCAGGCAAUCACACGCCUCCACAAGACUAUUGGUGGCCAGGAAGGGGUCGCUCCUCCUUGUUUACAUGAAGUGGAAGCCUGACUAGUAUCUGCUUUCCUUUCUGCCUGACCCCAUCCCUCUACUGGGCCAGCCUCACCCUGCAAAACCCAGAUGGUGUAAGCUCUGCCCUCAUACCUUCAUGUGAGGGGUUCUCUAGGGCCGCCUCAGCUCCCUGACUCCUUCCCUGGAUUUCCUAGUGCUUCUGCUUCCUUGCCCCCUCUUCAUCCCCCAUUCACCCCCCAAGAAGUUGGGUGGAAUGAAAGGAAGAGGGCAGGUUUGAGCCAAGGAUGCCAAGUUCCAGUGUUGCUUUAGCCCCUGGACUCAGUGGAAGCUAUAGCUACGGCGAAUGGGCUAUGGUCUCCCAGCCAGGUCCCUGCAGCUGCCGCUUAGAUUCUCAGCAGAAUGGGGCAAGGGCCCUCACCUCCAGCCAGCAGUCAUUUGUCAUACCAUUUAGACAGCCCUGUGCUGAGGUCUCCUUCCCCUCAUUGCACUGUCUUGGCGACCUCUGCCCUGAGUGGCUGAGACCUCCUUGGCUACUGCCUGCCAUGAGCCCACAAUUGAGGGCUUCGUCCACUGCCUUUACCUGGGCCCACUCCCCCCUCAAAUCAAUGUGCCUUCAUUUGCAGCCCCAGGUAAGGGAGUGAGAACUUGAUUAGGAGAAUAGAGACAACAGGAGUGUUUGCCUUUAAAACCCCUAAACCUAGGAAAUCCUGAAUCCAGCAGCUUCUCCACUGACAUUUCAGCCAAAGGCCAGCUUUAGCCUCUGGCCAAAAAUCAGCCCAUUUAGGACCCUGAGGCUCUCCUAAAGGAGUUUAGCUAAACUGCCCUGCUACCUGGCAAAGGAGGUCAGUGUAAAACUGGGCACUGCCCCUUCCCUACUUGUAAGAUUGGGAGACAGAGGAGAAGGCUAUGAGAGGACAGCAGCCAAACAGCAGGGAACCUGGGCUGCAGCCUCUCAGCCCCUGCUGAGCCAGACCACUGGGCUUCUGUCUUUCUCUCUGCAAAUGCUGGGGCACCAGCAGUGACUGAGGUAAGGGGCCAGCAGGCAGAAGGGUGUCCUGACAGUGCUGCGGUAAAGGGGACAGCCUUGAAAGAGCAGGAAAUGGGUGUCAUGGGGCAGUGUUUGCAAAGAACCUGAUUUCCCUGACUGUGGAAAGAGAAGGGGAUGGUGGGGUGAACCUGGUUCCUGGGAAGCACCCUCUGGUCAUCCUAAGCAUGCUGGGGCAUGGGGGUGAGGGGUGGCCAGGAACCCUGCCCCACUUCCUGAGCUUUUGUGAGGAUUAAACACAUCCUAGGACAUUCUUCCUUAUGCACCAAGGUCUCGCAGUGUGGUGUGUGCUUGCUUGUUCUGGAGGGGAAGGCAGGGCGAGAUGGAAAAUGGGGCACGUGUGCAUGACACCUCAGCUCAGCAGGGCCACCUUAAAGAGGAUGAUGGUGACAGAGGGUGGGAGAAGUCACCCUCGGUGAGAAGAGAGCAGGGACAAGGGAGGGGGCACAGACAGGGCUGCCUGUGUGGUGAGUGGAGCUGCUUAGAGCAGCCCUUCUUCCCCCCUCUCCCCAAAGCAGGCCAGGACCCAGACUGCUAGUUCCACAUCUAUAGCCUCGGCCAGCUCUGCCUUCCUGCCCCCACCUCUCCCAGUGCUAAGAUGGGGGUGAUUCUUCGUUAAUGAGGAAGCAGGCAGACCUGCCAGACAGAUCCCCCCAACUCUCUGCAGAGGUCUGAACUCAACAGCCUCUGACCACCACC
Erinaceus europaeus (western European hedgehog) is the source of this 3499-nucleotide messenger RNA. It is a transcript of the gene SACK1F, whose product is annotated as family with sequence similarity 83 member F. The transcript is spliced from 5 exons. Lineage: Eukaryota; Metazoa; Chordata; Mammalia; Eulipotyphla; Erinaceidae. The record is from RefSeq and is a predicted model, not a curated record. Bases 89 to 1561 code for a protein of 490 amino acids.